AUGUCAAAAGCAAGUUGCGACAAGUCCGUUAUUGGGGUAGUGAUUGGCUCUCUCAUUCUUCUCUUUCCAUCACUUGCCUAUUUGAUUGCACAAAUUGUUCUCACAGUCAAAAACAAUGUUCAUUUGGAAGGAAAUGAUUUGGUUUUUUCAAUUCUCACUUACACUGCACUUUCAGUUUUUAUUUUAACAGGUGUGAUUGGAAUUGCAUCCAUUGUCGAUUGUUUUGGAUCGAAUAAUGCAAGCAUUUCUCGUAAAUAUCUCAUUGGAUGUGCCAUUCAUUGGUUUAUUUGGAUUUUACUCUCCAUAGGCGCUGUCAUUGCCUUAAUUGUUGUUUAUUCAUUACAUUUAGAGACAAUUUUGCAAACACCUCAACCCAAUAAUCCUCAACCCAAUCCAUCGAACGGUGACCAACUCGAUGAAUAUACCAAACAAAAAAUUCUUGUUGGUACUUGGAUUGGUGUGAGUGGUUUCAUUCUAUUGUGUUGUUUAUUACCCAUUUGUUGUUGUGGAGUUUCGAGAAUGAUUUCAGUUGUGAAAUCCACACGUCAUACAAUGGGUGAACAAGGACAAUAUUCGAGAUUAUCAAAUGAUGAUUUGUAA
Molecule: messenger RNA, 600 nt
Organism: Naegleria fowleri
Lineage: Eukaryota; Heterolobosea; Eutetramitea; Acrasida; Naegleriidae
Exons: 1
Coding region: 1-600 (199 amino acids)
Source: RefSeq, a predicted model, not a curated record